AUGUCCUCGUCCUCCUCCUUCCUCGACUCCCGCUUCCCCUUCGCCGCCGGCGCCGGGGCCCCCGGCGGAAGCGGCGGUGGAGGCGGGAGGAGCGUGCGGCCGUGGGGGUCGAGCGGCGGGACGUCGGUGUCUUCAUCUGGGAAACGGAUACAGAAGGAGCUGCUGGACCUCAACGCCUCCGACUGCUCCGCGGGACCCAAGGGCGACAACCUCUACCACUGGCUCUCCACCAUCAUCGGGCCCCAAGGAUCGCCAUAUGAAGGAGGGGUAUUUUUCCUUGACAUCGUGUUUCCUCCUGAUUAUCCCUUCAAACCUCCCAUGGUAACUUUCAAAACAAGGAUUUACCACUGCAAUAUUGAUUCCACUGGUAAAGUGCAUUUGGACAUUCUGAAGGAUGGCUGGAGUCCAGCUUUCACUAUUUCAAAGGUGUUAUUGGCCAUCAAAGACAUCAUCAGCAAUCCAGAUCCAUACAGCCCACUUGUGAUGAGCAUUUCACGUCAGUAUCUGACUGAUAGAGCUAAACACGAUGAAAUAGCAGCUGAGUGGACAAUGAGAUUUGCAAGAUAG
This is a messenger RNA of Miscanthus lutarioriparius, 567 nucleotides long. Lineage: Eukaryota; Viridiplantae; Streptophyta; Magnoliopsida; Poales; Poaceae. The record is from the annotation of a GenBank genome assembly.